GGCUGGACUCGGCCGCCUGGAGAUGAGCGAGGCAGGCAGCUCUGAUGGGUACGACGAGAUGUCCUGCUCCCAGGAGGACACCUCGGAUCCCGAGGAGGAGAUCUUCGACUCGGAGCCCAUUCGGCAGCAGACGCAGACCUUCACCGUGCUCGACGCCUCCGAGUGCCUCGCGCUCGCGCAGAAGGAGGUCGAUGAGGUGAGGGAGCUAUUAUGCUGCAGCGAGGAGGUGGCCAGCAUCCUGAUGCGCCAGUUCCGCUGGAACCGCGAGAAGCUCACCGAAGAGUACCUUUGCGACGCAGACAAGGUACUCAAGCGCGCGGGCAUCCAUCAGGGCGAGAACCUCGAGAUCGUCCACGCCGACGGCGCUGUGGCCGUCGGCGGCACGUCUCAGCCGCGCGGGUCGCUGCCGGACGUGCAGUGCUUGAUAUGCUACGAGACGUCGGCCGACUACUCUGCGCUCGGCUGCGGGCACCAGUUUUGCAACACGUGCUACACCACCUUCCUGGCCCACAAGAUCACCGACGAGGGCUACAACUGCGUCUUUGCUACGUGUCCAAAGCCCGAGUGCUCGCUGGUGGUCUCGGAGCGGCUGGUGCACUCGCUCGCGCUGCCGGCCGACAAGCGCGCCAUCUUUGACAAGGCGCGGCGCAUCGAGCGGUCUUACGUCGACGACAACCCAAACCUCAAGUGGUGCACGGCUGCCGGGUGCGGCAACGCGAUCCGCGCGCCAAAGGGGCACCUCGGCGUCAAGUGCUCGUGCGGGCAGCGCUUCUGCUUCAAGUGCAACGACGAGGACCACGCGCCGUGCUCGUGCGAGGAGCUGGCCAAGUGGAUGGUCAAGUGCCGCGACGACUCGGAGACGUACAACUGGCUGAUGUCCAACACAAAGGCGUGCCCCAAGUGCGCCACCUCGAUCGAGAAGAAUGGCGGCUGCAACCACAUGACGUGCAAGAACUCCUCUUGCAAGUUUGAGUUUUGCUGGGUCUGCCUCGGCCCUUGGCGUAUCCACCGCGCAGGCUCGUACUACUCGUGCAACCGGUACGACCCGGAAAAGGAGAAGGAGAACCCCGAGGCCAAGAAGAAGGACUCGUCGCGCGCCGCCCUCGAGCGGUACCUGCACUACUACACCCGCUUCACAAACCACCACAACUCGCUCAAGUUUGAGGUCGAGGCGAGGGCAAAGAUGGAGGAGAAGAUCAAGGAGAUGGAGAAGCAGGGCGACAAGACGUGGAUCGACUGCACCUACCUGAAGGAUGCAAACGAGGCGCUGUACGAGUGCCGGUACGCACUGCAGUACACGUACGUCUACGCCUUCUACUUGCCGCAGGGCGGCAACUUCCGCACGCACUUUGAGAUGAACCAGACCGAGCUCGAGCAGCAGACAGAGCAGCUGUCCGAGAUGCUCGAGAAGGACGUGUCGGAGAUCCACCGCGCAGAGGUGGUGCACUGCUUCACGAUGGCAAAGACGAGGCUCACCAACUUGCUCGAGCUCGUCGCCGUCCGCGGAUCGGGCUCCGCGACCGACACCUCGGGCGGAGCUGGCAGCAGCAGCGACCCGUGACCGCGGGGAGGACCCGCGGCGGCAGGGCAGGCGCUGAAUGCAUGGGGCGUGCGUCGAGGGGCCGGCGCCUCGCCGGCUGCUCGUCCUCGUCCUCGCGCCCCUCACAGUACUCUGACACCGUCUGACAAAACCAUGGAGAGAUGGAGAGAGAGCUGAGAGAGAGAGAGCCGAGAGGGAGCAGAGAGAGUUCGUCCAAUGAGACCGAGAGUCUGGAGAGAGGGAUAUGUACGAGAGUCGCGGUUGAAAAAAAUCUAGGCGCAAAGCGCCGUAUUCAAA
This is a messenger RNA of Emiliania huxleyi CCMP1516, 1837 nucleotides long. RefSeq lists its product as hypothetical. Lineage: Eukaryota; Haptophyta; Isochrysidales; Noelaerhabdaceae. The transcript is spliced from 6 exons. Gene Ontology annotation, cellular component: ubiquitin ligase complex; cytoplasm. The record is from RefSeq and is a predicted model, not a curated record. The coding region runs from base 23 to 1561 and encodes 512 amino acids. Gene Ontology annotation, biological process: positive regulation of proteasomal ubiquitin-dependent protein catabolic process; ubiquitin-dependent protein catabolic process; protein polyubiquitination. Gene Ontology annotation, molecular function: ubiquitin protein ligase activity; ubiquitin conjugating enzyme binding; zinc ion binding.